Messenger RNA from Dibothriocephalus latus, 384 nucleotides. The record is from the annotation of a GenBank genome assembly. Lineage: Eukaryota; Metazoa; Platyhelminthes; Cestoda; Diphyllobothriidea; Diphyllobothriidae.
AAAACUCUCGCUCUUGGGGCAGAGUCAGACGGGGAGGGCAUCAUAGAGGUCACCGGGAUCAUCACUGAAGUGCGAAAGAUGCGGCCAGAUACUUCCUUGUUGAUUGAAAAGUUCGCCGACAAGGUUGCGAAAACAGAAAUAUCCGCCAAGAUCGUCGACAGUCCCCUGCGUGUCGAAACAAGAGAGGACACGUGGACUAUGGCCGCAAAGUUCGACAGAACUGAUCGUUUCGGCUGUGGUUCGAAUGACGUGCCAAAGUUUGAUAGCAUCGGCAAACAUGGCGACGCAAUCGUUGAGAUAAGGGUCAAGGACGGAACCUUGGGAAACAGCAACCUUGCUCUUCCGCUUGUCACUAAUAUGGAUGGGUUACGAGCAGCCAAUUAG